Messenger RNA from Amblyraja radiata (thorny skate), 851 nucleotides. Its product is annotated as C-reactive protein-like. The coding region runs from base 1 to 681 and encodes 226 amino acids. NCBI's taxonomy places the organism in Eukaryota, Metazoa, Chordata, Chondrichthyes, Rajiformes, Rajidae. The record is from RefSeq and is a predicted model, not a curated record. The transcript has 2 exons.
AUGAAGCCCUUCGCAACAAUUGUGCUUGUGAUGUGCAUUUACCUGUCAGGAUCGGACAGUGCAGGAUUGAAUGGAAAAUCAGUGAUAUUCCCAACCGAGACAGACAACAGCUUCGUCAGGUUGAAUGCGCCUCACUUCGCCAGUUUGACCGCCUUUACUGUUUGUUUCAGGGCAGCCACUGAAGCAACACGCCCUUACAGUUUGCUCUCCUACGCAACAAGCUAUUCCCACAACGAACUCCUGAUUUGGCAUGUAAAUAAAACACAACUCUAUGUGUUGUUAGGAAGUAAUGUAGGUAGGUUUUACGUCCCAGAAAUGAAUUCUUUACUGAGACACAUCUGUGUGAACUGGGAGUCUAAAGGGGGUGAGAUAACAGUCUGGGUCAAUGGGAGACGCAGUGUACAGAAGAUUGGUGGAAAGGGUCGGGUUGUGAGAGGGUCCGGUCAGUUUUUUCUUGGUCAGGAGCAAGACUCAGUUGGUGGACGUUUUGACAAGAAACAAUCCUUUGUCGGAGAGAUAACUGAUGUUAAUAUGUGGGAUCAUGUUCUAAAACCCAAUGAGAUUGAGUUGAUCAGUCAGGGGUGUUACGGUGAUGGAGGGAACAUCAUUGACUGGGGAUCUACAACAUUUACACCAGGAGGGAACGUCAUAAUUGAAGACAAUAAUGAUUGUACACUUUAAAUGUUUUGGCUCCAAAAGGCAUUUAAAUGUGCAGAGGGGUACACAAUCUCCUCAAACUACUGUAGCUGAAUAUAAACUUGCAUUGCAAUCUUUCCUCUCUAAACCAGAUCAGUAGUAAAAGUAGUGGUGUUGAUUCCAGAAUAAAGGGUUGUUCACGUCAGGGUAAGGGA